Molecule: messenger RNA, 501 nt
Organism: Tarenaya hassleriana
Lineage: Eukaryota; Viridiplantae; Streptophyta; Magnoliopsida; Brassicales; Cleomaceae
Product: FBD-associated F-box protein At5g56370-like
Exons: 3
Coding region: 187-417 (76 amino acids)
Molecular function (GO): protein binding
Source: RefSeq, a predicted model, not a curated record
GGACUAGGGGACUCCGCCAUUUGCUUACACCUGGUUUCCUCAUCCCUUCUCGCUACAAAGGGUGCAAACCCUAUCCUUCUACCAAAUCGCAAGACAAGAUCACGCGAGAUUGUCUACAGAGAGGGCAUCGCGAACCUGUCUAAAUCGGCGGCCGAAAACCCGAGGAACAGGACGGAUUGUUAUAAUAUGGAUAGGAUCAGUGUGUUGCCUGAUGAAUUGCUGUUGCGGAUUCUUUCGCUGGUUCCGAUGAAAGAUGUCGUUAGAACUAUGAUUUUGUCUAAACGAUGGCAGUCUCUGUGGACGAUGGUGCCGAAACUUGAGUAUAAUUGUGUGGGCCACAAGACUGAACACGAAAUUUUCACGGAGUUUGUUUACCGGUCUUUGCUAUUGAAUAGGGCUCCAAUCCUUGAAAAUUGAGAUGUGUCCUGCCGGCGUUGUCUUCCAUAAGCUUGUUCAUCUCGAGCUAUACACACGUGAGAAAGACUGGUGUGAUGUACUUGU